Molecule: messenger RNA, 1052 nt
Organism: Teleopsis dalmanni
Lineage: Eukaryota; Metazoa; Arthropoda; Insecta; Diptera; Diopsidae
Product: angiopoietin-related protein 1-like
Exons: 7
Coding region: 110-958 (282 amino acids)
Source: RefSeq, a predicted model, not a curated record
GAAACAGUUCAAUUUUAAACCCAGAACGGUUCUAACGGAUUUCGGAAGGAAUAUAAAGUAUAAUCACUUAAUUAGUAUUUUGGAAAUUCUUAUUAUAAUUUUACAGAAAAUGAAAAUAUAUUUAUUGGAAUUAUUUUUUUUGGUGUGCUUCGUUCGAUAUGCGAAGCCUGAAUCGGUAACAGUGGCAACAACGGAAUAUUUGGAUAGAAAAUUCAGAGAACUACAAAAUUUUCUAGACGAUAAGAAUCGAGUCGAUACUAAGGUGCAAAAACCAGGUUAUCUAGUGGAAACUGUUGACAGUUUGUACUUUCCGUAUCCUAAAUCCUUACCGAAAACUUGCGCUGAAGCAACCCAAAUAACGAAAUCCAGUGGCGUUUAUGAAAUUCAAUUGCCCAAUUUGAAAACUCCGCUCCUUGUUUACUGCGAUGAAUUCGAAGGCGUUAAUGACUGGUUAACUAUUCACAGACGUAUCGAUGACUCAAUUAAUUUCUUCCGAGAUUGGGAAACAUACAAAGAAGGCUUUGGCAACAUAUUCACGAAUUACUUUAUUGGUUUAGAUAACUUAUAUGCUUUAACUUCCAAUCAAAUUCAGGAGCUGCUCAUAGUUAUGGUAGAUAUCUAUGACAUAAGCUAUAUCGCCAGAUAUGAUUCUUUUGGUAUAGGGAAUGAAGUAGAUAAAUAUAGGCUUAAUUUGUUGGGCUCAUUCAGGGGUAAUGUUACGGAUCAAUUCUCCUACCAUAUAAAUCAAAAGUUCUCGACUUAUGAUGAGGACAACGAUCUAUAUCCCACACAUUGCGCUCUAUACCAUGAGACAGCUGGCUGGGCUAAUAAUUGUUUCCAGAACGAUUUCAAUUGUCCAUAUGAAGAGAUUGUAUGGCCAGGCCUUCCACCACUUCAAAAAGUAAAGAUGCUUAUUAGACCAGUAAAUAAUUCACCAAUAAGGCUAGAUAAUUAUUGAUCUAUAAAAUCGAUAUUAAAAUCGAAAUAUAACAAAUUGGUGCCUGGAAUUGGUUAAAUAAAUUUAAAGAAAAUUAAUUACAAAAUUAAAGCAA